AUGCAGUUAACACAUCAGCUGGACCUAUUUCCUGAAUGGAGAGUAACCCUUCUCUUAUUUAAAGAUGUAAAAAAUGCUGGAGAGUUGAGAAAAAAGGCCAUGGAAGGUGCUAUCGAUGGUUCAUUAAUAAAUCCUACAGUGAUUGUUGAUCCGUUUCAGAUACUUGUGGCAGCAAACAAAGCAGUUCAUCUCUACAAACUGGGAAAAAUGAAGACAAGAACUCUGUCUACUGAAAUUAUUUUCAACCUUUCCCCAAAUAACAAUAUUUCAGAGGCUUUGAAAAAAUUUGGUAUCUCAGCAAAUGACACUUCAAUCCUAAUUGUUUACAUUGAAGAAGGAGAAAAACAAAUAAAUCAAAAAUAUCUAAUAUCUCAAGUAGACGGUCAUCAGAUUUCUCUGAAAAAUCUUCCUGAAAUAGCUAAUAUUACAGAAGUCAAAAAGAUAUAUAAACUUUCCUCACAAGAAGAAAAUAUUGGGACAGUAUUGGAUGGUAUCAUUUGUAGAAUGUCAACAAAAGACGUUUUGUGAAAUGUGAGAAAGAGUAACAAAAAUUUCAGUAUUAAAAAAACAUUGAUUUUC
Messenger RNA from Choloepus didactylus (southern two-toed sloth), 579 nucleotides. Its product is annotated as EKC/KEOPS complex subunit TPRKB. Gene Ontology annotation, cellular component: EKC/KEOPS complex; nucleus; cytosol. Bases 1 to 528 code for a protein of 175 amino acids. The record is from RefSeq and is a predicted model, not a curated record. The transcript has a single exon. NCBI's taxonomy places the organism in Eukaryota, Metazoa, Chordata, Mammalia, Pilosa, Megalonychidae. Gene Ontology annotation, biological process: telomere maintenance via recombination; tRNA threonylcarbamoyladenosine modification.